This is a messenger RNA of Phaedon cochleariae (mustard beetle), 2806 nucleotides long. The record is from the annotation of a GenBank genome assembly. NCBI's taxonomy places the organism in Eukaryota, Metazoa, Arthropoda, Insecta, Coleoptera, Chrysomelidae.
GACAUCAUCACAUCCAGUCGGUGGUUCUAAGAAAGGGUUUCCCUUCGAGUGACUCAUUCGUCGUGUUUUUCUUCUUGUAGUUCGGUCGUUUGUAAGCACUUCGAACUCCUCGAAGAGUUUUCGUAACUCAAUCGGUCGUCGGAUACGCGGAAACAAAUAGUGGGCCUUGGAAGCCGAAAAAACGGCAGCUGUUUGGACACCACGAAUUCAAGGUUAACUCGAUUGGCUUGUGUUUGUGUUUUACAACAAGAUGAAGUCGAAAGCAAGUAAUAAUAUGAAGUCUGAUCUGAGCGAUGGGAUGUCAAACCAUUCGGAUUUUUCGAACGACAGCCAAAGUUCUCAUGUAUCGAUAACUACGGCUGAUAUCUUGGCGAACAUAGGACAAGCGGGUGUAUUGUUAACCCCCACAAGUUUUUUGACUCUCGAAGGCCUUAAUUCAGGAGUGCCAACCCGAACCACACCGACUCUAACCCCCACAACUUUGCGAAACAUUGAGCAGACCUUCAUCGAACUUCAAUCGAAACCAGAACCCCACGAAAAUGAAGCCGGCUUUGUACCACCUCUAGUGCAUUCAAUAGGCAACAACCAGUACAUCUCGGCCGCAGACGCCGGCUCCUUCUCGCCGCGACCGCAGCCCUCUUGGCACGGCGGCGGCACGCUGUCGCAGUCGAGCUCGGACUGCGACACCCGCUCGACGCCGCCCCUGCAGGCGCCGUCGCCCCACAAGGGCGGCCACGGGCGGCGCAACAUGGGCGGCCGCAAGCCCGCGCAGGACCUCAACUGCAGCCCCGAGGAGGAGGAGCGGCGGCGCGUGCGGCGGGAGCGAAACAAGGCGGCGGCGGCGAGGUGCCGCAAGCGCAGGGUGGAUCAUACGAAUACGCUGAUUUUGGAAACCGAAGACCUCGAACUAAAGAAACAAUGCCUCCAAGAAGAAGUCCACGAACUCCAACAGCUCAAAGAACAACUGGAAUACCUGCUCGAGUCCCACAAAACCUCCCCGCACUGCCGCCUCCAAACUCGCAGCCCUCCCGACGUCAAACCCUUCAACAACAACCACUACCCCCCUACCACCACCCCCAACAACAACAACAACAACCGAGUGAAAACAGAAAUGCUCGACAACAUGAACGACUGCUUCUUGUUACCCUCUCCGAAGAAGAUAAUGUUGAGUUCGACGGUGCCGAUAUCGAAACCGAAUCGUCCCUGCACAUUGAACGUGGGCGCCAUUGCGCCGAAGUCGGUCUCCGAUUUGCUGGGCGGGCCGAUUUCCACGCCAUCUAACGGCAUGACGUUCAACUUCGACUCGCUGAUGGGCGGCGGGACGGGGCUGACGCCUGUCUCGACGCCCCUGGUGCCGUCCUGCAGCAGCCAGCAGCGGAACAUUCCGAAACUCCAAGAUAUUUUCAGUCAAAAUCAAGAUUCUUAUCUAAGGAAUCAGUUACCUAUGGUUCUGGAUUAUAAUUUUCCUCAAUAACGUCUGAUUCCGGAAGGCCAUUUUUGUGGCAUGUAGAAGUUCUCCAGUCCAGUAAUCUAUGAUAUCAAAAGUGCUAAUGAGUGGAAAAAACGACUCCAUUGAUGGAGGCAGAUAAUGUGCUAUUAUAAAUUGAAUUUUUUUGCCACUAAACAAUUGUGAUACUAUGAUAAUGAAAUAAACUAAGAAUGGAUGCUUUGACAGUUACUUUGAAAUCCUGGGACUUUUAAGCAAUAUCUGCUGUGUGGAAAUUUUGCUCCAAAGAUUAUACACAUUUUUGCAUAAAAGAUACACAGAUAUUGUAUGAUAUUCUUCUCGAAUUUUCAAGUAACUCAAGUGUUCUCAACAAAUCGCCAUCUAUUUCCUAGUUUUUUUUUGUUCUAAAGGGGUUUAUGAUUGGAUAUUGAAUUACAUAAAGACGACAGCAUCUUCUCUAUCCUGUGUUGAGCCUCAUAUUUACGAAAUUUGUUAUUUUAGGAAUGAUAAUACUUAAUGAUUGCUUAGCUGAAAACAAAUGUUGGACUGUAGUAAAAUUUGAACAGCAGGAGUCUGGGAUUUAGUAUAAUUGGUCCAACCAUUACCAUGUUUAGUCCGACCGAACCCAAACCAAAAAUCAUAUAUUACUAUAAGUGAUAGUAAUAUCUUUAAAAGUGUCAUUUUAGUUGUACGUUUAUUUAUUUUAAUAAUGUAUCUUGUAAGACACAAUCUGUGGGCAAAUUGACAACGAAAUUGAUGAAAAUAUUUUGAUUGGUCUACAAGUUGUGUUGGUUUCUCUGUAGAUAAGUGCUAAACAUGGACCAAUAAUUGUGGAUAAAAGUGCUCAAACAAGUUUUCUCUCUAUGCUGUAAUAAUAUAUAUUUUGCUAUGAAACCAAGAAAUGCCUUUUUUAUAUACAAGAGAUGUCAAUAUAUAUUUUCAAUUUGUGAAAUAUUCCCUCCACAAACCCAUUUUUUAAAUAAAUCUAGUAUAUAUUUUUGAGAUAGGAGUGCUUCUCAAAUAAAAGCAGUUUUGUGUUAUUACUGAUAGGAGUUUAAUAAAUUUUGUAUACAGGGUGAUUCAGAAGGUACUACAAUCCUUAACAAUUAUCGUUUUUUUUUUGUUCAACCGUACUGUUUGCAAUACUGUACUCUUUGAAUCACACUGUAAGUUUAUGAAUAAAAUAUAUAUGAAUUAAUAUAUUGAUACUUUAUACUUGAGUAUACACAUAGCAAUAUUUAAGAUUACAUUUUUUGUAAUCAGUCAAGUUUUAUAAAGAGUAGUUUUCCUCAAAUUUUUGUAUUUAUUUUAUGUAAUGCUAAUAUAUAAGAAUAAAUUGAUUUACUAUUUUCUACAAUC